AUGGCUUUGACAGUGGCCAUCCAUUCAGCCGGCUGGCAUCACGAAGGGAAGCAGUUCAUGUGUAGUCACUCAGACGGCAGCCUGUCCAUGUGGAACCUCAGAAACACCCUCAAGCCAUUCCAGGUCACCUUCCCUCAUGGAAAGAUACAGAAGGAUGGAAGAAAGGAGUCCUGUAAACCCAUCCUCAAAGUGGAGUACAAGACCUCGAGGAGCAGCGAACCUUUUGUCAUCUUCUCGGGGGGGCUUUCGUAUGACAAGGCGGGGCGGCGGCCAACGCUAACCAUCAUGCACGGCAAGGCCAUCACCGUGCUGGAGAUGGACUAUCCUAUAGUGGAGUUCAUGGCACUCUGCGAGACUCCUUACAACAACGAGGUCCAGGAGCCUUAUGCAGUGGUGGUGCUUUUGGAGAAAGACUUAAUCGUGGUGGAUCUGACACAGAGCAACUACCCUGUCUGUGAGAAUCCUUACCCCAUGGACAUCCACGAGUCUCCAGUCACCUGCACGGCCUAUUUUGCGGACUGUCCGCCCAACCUUAUCCCCAUCCUCUACUCCAUAGGAGCUAAACACAAGAAGACCGGCUAUAGCCAAAAGGAGUGGCCGAUUGCCGGAGGAUUGUGGACGUUAGGUUGCAACACCUACCCAGAGAUCAUUCUCACAGGACAUGCUGAUGGAUCAAUUAAGUUUUGGGACGCAUCUGCAAUCACACUACAGAUGUUGUACAAGCUGAAGACCUCCAAAGCCUUUGAGAAGCCAAAGCCAGUAGAAGGCAGGGCAGCUGACUUGAUGGAGGAAGACCCCUUCGCUGUCCAGAUGGUCAGCUGGUGCCCCCAGAGUCGUAUCCUCUGUGUGGUCGGCAUAUCAGCUCACAUCAUUCUGUAUCGCUUCAGCAAAUAUGAUGCCAACACUCAGAUUACGUCAUUGGAGGUGCGCCUACAGUGUGAGUCGGAGGAUGUCAUCUCUCCGUCCGACAAUGAAAACAACCCGUGCUUCUCUGAGUCCGGCUCCCACUCCCCGCAGACCCACCACUAUCACCCAGCCAGCCCCGGCAGCAAGACCCCUGAGGGGAACAAAGACACCAUCCCCUGCCUUAAGGUGAAGGAGCGGAUGGUCAGGGUCCCUCCUGGCUACCAGGCAGAGCUGGUCAUCCAGCUGCUGUGGGUCGAUGGAGAACCUCCACAACAGAUCACCAGCCUGGACAUCAACUCUGCCUAUGGCCUCUUGGCGUUUGGGAACUGUAAUGGCCUAGCAGUGGUGGACUACUUGCAGAAAACCAUCCUGUUGUGUAUGUCCACACUGGAUCUGUAUGGAGGCGCGGACCCUUACCAGCGCCUUACCCGCUCCCCCCGCAGGAACAGACAGUCCACCUCAGACUUUAGCAUGCGUGGCCUGUCUAACUUUUAUUCAGAUUCAAAGAAAAGGUUCCGUACAUCCUAUCAGAGCCUUACGGAACUCUCUGACAACCAGCAGUCCAUUGACAUGGAGAGAAGCAAGUCGCCCACCUCAGUUCAUUACCCAACCUCCCUUCACAAUGACCCACGCGUCCUGCCCGAGCCUGUGGCCAGUCUGAGAGCCAGCCACUGCAGUCCAGUCUUUUACUUGCUGGACAAUGUAAAGGGACCCGGCAGAAAGUUAAGUCUGCCGACAGAUCUUAAGACUGAUCUUGAUCAUGUCAAUGGACAUUGCACUAGCCCCACCUCCCAGCCAUCGGCAGGGAAGCCUCGUGUCCCGAUGGGUUCCGAGGGGCCACGGCUUACCCGCAGAGGCCCUGGCCGACCGCCCUUCCGCAAGGCCCAGUCUGCUGCUUGCAUGGAGAUCUCUUUGCCUGUGUCCCACACUGAAGGUUAUGCGUCCAGGAGGGCAAUGCUUCAGCAGUUUCACGGAGUCACUAUGUACUCCCAUGACGAGCAUCACAGCACCCCCCCCUACAGCUGGACUGACAAAGAGAGUCGUGAAAACUCCUUCAGCCGCUCACGCAGUUCCAGCGUGUCGAGCAUCGACCGGGACACCAAAGAGGCGAUCACCACGCUGCAGUUUGGAGAGUCCUACGGGCGCAAGAACGACGCCCUGCCCAACCCAUGUCUGUGGGUGGGCACCAGCUUAGGCGUGGCCCUGGUCAUCCCAAUGUCCAUUCCCACAGACCACGAGGAGAGGAUGGAGGUACCAGUGACCAUGGGCCCCAGCGGCACGGUGCUGAUGCUGAAGGGCUCAGUUUUACGAUUUGGCUUCUUGGACUGCAUGGGAUCGCUCAUUCAGAGCCCCUACGAGGUUUGGCGGGACCUCAACGGGCCCGAGGACCCUGACCGCGUGCGGAAGCGCAAGCUGGUCCACUUCUCGCCGUCGUCCUCCCAGGACUCCUGCGGAGAGGGACAUCUGGCUGUGGUGUGCUCCGAGAGGCAGGCCAAAGUUAUCCUGAUGCCCUCGCAGUCCGUCCUCUUCGUCCACAACAUCACCGAGUCGUCCUUCGUGCUGCGCGCCGACGUGGUGUCUGUGAGCAACAGUGUGUGCCUGGCCUGCUUCUGUGCCAACGGGCACAUCAUGACUCUCAGUUUGCCCAGCCUAAGACCGCUGAUGGAUGUUAAUUACCUGCCUCUGACUGAUAUGCGCAUUGCAAGAACCUUUUGCUUCACCAACGGGGGGCAGGCUCUAUACCUCAGCUCCCCCACAGAGAUCCAGAGAAUUACAUACAGCCAGGAGAUGUGUGACAACCUGCAGGAGAUGCUGGGGGAGCUGUUUACACCUAUAGAAACACCAGAGGCCCAGAAUAGAGGCUUCCUAAAGGGCUUCUUCGGAGGAAACUCUCAUAACUUCGACAGAGAAGAGCUAUUUGGCGAGGCAUCAGCUGGGAAGGCUUCGCGCAGCCUGGCCCAGCACAUCCCCGGGCAGGCGGGCAUGGAGGGCAUGAAGGUGGCAGCGAGCGGGGUGGUGGGGGACCUGGCCCGGGCGCGCAUCGCUCUAGACGAGAGAGGCCAGCGGCUGGGGGAGCUGGAGGAACGCACCGCCCUCAUGAUGACCAGUGCAGACGUCUUCUCCAAACACGCUCAUGAGCUGAUGCUAAAGUGCAAGGACAAGAAGUGGUACCAAUUCUAAAAACAGGGAGGAGAUCUGAGGCUGCGCUCGGACUGCUGGGAGCUUAACGCCGGUACAGAGACUUUCACUCUACAAAUGAGAGCAAUUAAAAGAGAGACUCAGGAGUGACUUUGUCUUUACGGCUUCUGGACUGGCUGCGGCACUGUCACAUUGUUGAAGGACGGGGACGUGUUGGUUCCUUGUCUAGACAUGUAGUGAUGAGGACAGAAAGGAAUGGCGAUGUUUGAUGGUCUGAAGAUGGAACUGGAAUAAUCCGACAAGUCUGUCUGUGCGUGUGCGGGUGUGUGUGUGUGGUUGUGCGGGUGUGUGUGUGUAUGUCUGUGUCUGUGUGGUUGGGUUUUCUGGACCUCACUGUGUAGAUACUCAAGAUGAGAAACCAACAUGAAAUGCAUGAAACAAAAUGGAUGACUAUUAAAAAUAUCCAACUGCCAUAUAAUAAAGCAGCAUGCUACUUUAACAGGAGAUACACAAAUAAAAAAAAGUUUUAUUUAAUGAUAUAAGCCAACAACAGAACCUAUAAAAAACUUUAUAUUUUUUGAAAUAUUGACAGAAAACUAUAUAUAAAAAGGGAAAUGUAUACCUGCAUUGCUAUUAAGCCAAAACUUGUGUUCCUUUCCCUUUAAUUUUGGUUUUUUUUAAUAAUUUUUUCUUAGUCUCAGCCAAUAUGUAAUGCCACAAUAUAGAUGCACAUAGUACGCUUUCUAUACACACACUUAGAAUAAUGCUCUGUUCUUACUCUGGGCUGCACAGGGCAAACACAAAUCUGUUGUAUUUACACUUACCUCCGCACAGUGUAACCACGCUAAUAUCAUUUUUUCGGCUGCUACUUAAAAAAAUGAUUAAAUGAUGAGUAAUAUCUCACAUACCCAACUACAGUUGUACGGAAACAGAGAGCAGGUUGUUGUGAGAGAGGCUAAAAGCAUAUUCUGUACACAGUGUGUUUAUAGCUAUAGUAUGAACCUAUAUACUAUUCACGUGCCAUAAAAAAACAAGAUGAGUGGAUCCACUCACGGAAAACGUACUAACAAAGAGCUAACAUGUGAAAGUCAUCAUGUUUCCUGUUUGAUCAGAACAGAUGAGACAUUGAGUUGGACUUGGAGGGCAUUUAUCAGACUCACAGUUAUCUUUAUGAAAAGAAAUUGAGGGUGUUUUUUAUUUUUGGGGUUUUGCUGGUUCACCAUUUUAGUCUUUAGCUGCCUUUGUCAGACGUAUGAGUCAAGUGAGCCAUUAGGUGUGUGUGUUUGUGUGUGUGAGAGAGAGAGACAGAGAAAGGGUGCCAUAAACAUGAAUGACACCCUCCCAUUUCUCUAUCCCUCUGUCUUCUGGAAGUUGUGGUUUAUGCGUUUUUACCUGAGCUCCUCUCAUGAUCACAAACAAUAAUUUCAAUGAUUGUCAGUGUCUUUGUGACGGAAGAGGAGUUGGAAUCACACACGCUACCAACUCCCUUGUGAGUCGUUAAUCAGUAAAAGAUUCAGGAGAAGUAACAGUAUUUUGUUUUCAGUGAUGUUCAGAUGUGAGUCAGUGAAAAAACUAUGUACAUGUGUAAAACAUUUGCGGUAAUUUCAUCCGAAGGCAAAUAUGUUCUUAUUUUCGUUCAAUAUUGUUCUUGAUGACUAUGAUAUCCUCUCGUCGCAGUCCUAUUUGAUAGUGAUGGCCUCUCAGCUGAAGGCUCUUGUAUGUUAAAAACAACAAAUGUUUCAUGAUACAUGGUUGUGUAUCAUAUUGUGAUUGUGUUGUACAUGUCAAUGGGUAGCCACAUGACACGGGCAAACAGCAUUAACUGAGGAGGAUAUUUUGUACUUGUGUAUAUGUCUGUAUCUUGACUUGAUCUGAAAAACCAAACAGAGGAUUGUUGAUAUCCAUUUCUCACACAUCAGGCCUUUAUGAACACGAGCAUUAACACUUAAAAAGCGUUGCGCCUUGACCAUGUUGACGUCACUCCUACAUGAAAUAUGCACAGCCACACAUACGCUCAAAACCUGAAAAAAUAAUACUUAAUUACUUACUAGCAUAAUCUAUCUGCAUUGCUAGUCAUUUCUGCUGAGGCAUUUCUUCAGUUUAAAUUGCCUUCAAACCCAUUUUUUCUUCCACCACACCCGACCUGAAAUCCCUAAAGCAGUGCCAUGCAGAUUUUUUGAAAUUACACAUGAUUUGAUUGAAUGAGGUGUCUUAAACAUGUCAGAAAAAAUAAAUGACUCUCCUAUCUCUGUACCGUUAAUGAGAUUUGUGUUCAGUGCAGUUCUUUCAAUGGCAGAGAAAAAAAAUCGCAAAAAAACUAAAACAAAAGGAAAUAAAAACAAAACAAUUCUGACUUCUACUGACAGGGUGUUUUGUUAGUAUGUUUUCGGUUUGUAUGUUUUUGGUUUUUAUAUUACCUGUACAGUUCAAUCUUGGGAGGAAGGUGAAACAAAAAAUGAUAAAAGAUAAAGACAUUUUCGGGAUAUUUUUCUCUGUAUAUGUUGUACCUGUUACUGCUGGUACUGUAUUCUGGUAUUCUGGCUCUGUCUAAAUCACUGGGACUCUGUAGUUCCUAACACUGUAGUAUUCUGGAAAAGCAUUUCUCUGUUUUUCUCAAUGAUGGCAGCAAAGUUUGUCUUAUUUAAAUGGAUUCUACCACUUUUUGUUCUUAUUGAUAUUAUAUUAGUGUAAUAGAAAUUACUUGACAAAAAAGAACUGAAAAUAUGUUGAUGCAAAAGCAAACUGAAAUAAACAUUGAUUGAUGUACACAGUUGAGAGCUCUGUGUUUUCUGACUUGCACAAAGUACGACGUUAUGAAUUACUAAGGAUCUUGACAUCCUCAUAUCAAGGAUGCUAGCUUG
This is a messenger RNA of Notothenia coriiceps (black rockcod), 5906 nucleotides long. RefSeq names its product syntaxin binding protein 5L (gene stxbp5l). The transcript is spliced from 24 exons. Gene Ontology annotation, biological process: Golgi to plasma membrane transport; exocytosis. Gene Ontology annotation, molecular function: myosin II binding; GTPase activator activity; syntaxin binding. The record is from RefSeq and is a predicted model, not a curated record. Lineage: Eukaryota; Metazoa; Chordata; Actinopteri; Perciformes; Nototheniidae. Gene Ontology annotation, cellular component: plasma membrane; cytoplasm; SNARE complex. The coding region runs from base 1 to 3087 and encodes 1028 amino acids.